Molecule: messenger RNA, 5798 nt
Organism: Scleropages formosus (Asian bonytongue)
Lineage: Eukaryota; Metazoa; Chordata; Actinopteri; Osteoglossiformes; Osteoglossidae
Product: rho-associated protein kinase 2-like
Exons: 32
Coding region: 996-5171 (1391 amino acids)
Biological process (GO): regulation of cell junction assembly; peptidyl-threonine phosphorylation; mitotic cytokinesis
Cellular component (GO): cytoplasm; centrosome; cytoskeleton
Molecular function (GO): ATP binding; Rho-dependent protein serine/threonine kinase activity; small GTPase binding
Source: RefSeq, a predicted model, not a curated record
GAAAAGCGUCCGCUAUGAAUAAAUCACGUAAAGGUAUCAAGUUAACCCCAUAAUUAAUAUCUGCUAUUUAAAAAGACAGACAAGAAGAGCGGGCACUGACUUUUCAGCCCGCUCCCCGUUUGCCUUCCAGCAGUUUAUUCCCGGCUGUUGGCGUGGGUGCGGUGGCCUGCAGCUCAGUCAUCGAAUCCCGUUCGGGAUGUUGUCAUGACUCCGCAUGGAGAGAAGGAAGGAGAAGGACACGAGCGCCGCCGACGACGUGUGUGAGCGGCGACAUACAUACAACAUACAUACAUAGUAGUGGGGCGCGCGGAGCUCUUUAAACCGCGAGACGCGUCACGUAUCCGGGGAUCCCGCGGACAGAUCGGACGUGGGCAGAGCAGCGUUGCGAGAUCGCGCUGGAGUGGAGUGCGUUGCGUUUAAAAUUGGACCGCGCCGAAAGAAACGAAAGGGGCAGCAACCGGAGCGCGAUCGCCGCACGCACGUGUUCCUUCCUCCUCGAGCACCUCCCGCGGCUUCGAGCGCACCUUCUCGGCACGGGUGGAAGUAAGUCGUGGGAGCCCGUUCCUAGUCUGGCAAGCACCCCAAGCAGCGUGGAUCUCACACAAACGACGUGUCGAGAUCCGAGCUCGCCGUUACACUUCUGCUUCCGUGGAUGCCGGGAUCCACACGAGAAGAGAAGGGCGGAGAAGAAGGUCGGAGCGGCUCGUUGACGCAACGCGGUGCUCCUCUCAUCUGCCGUUUCCUGUGCUUAUUUAUUAUUAUUUAUUCUUGACCUCAGGUUUCUUAUGUAGUCUAACUUAUUGCGAAAGCUCUGGAAGCAGGCGAUUCCGAGGUUUCUCCCGGGGAAGAUCGGGACAGACCCGAUUGAAGCCGCGCGGAAAGACAGCCGAGAGUCGCGAGCGAGGACGAGCGACCUACGAACGCACAGAGAUACAAAGAUUCGAAAAAUACACAGAUAGAUCAUAGACUAGAUACAGUGACACCGCCGCAGCAACAUGAUGAUGUCGUGCGGAGCCGAGAGGAGGCUGGAGAGCCGGCUGAACACUCUGGAAACCAUGAUCAGAGAUCCGAAAUCCACCAUGAACCUGGAAAGUUUACUGGAUUCCAUGAAUGCCAUGGUGCUGGACUUGGAUUACCCCGUACUACGAAAGAACAAAAAUAUAGACUCCUUUUUGAACAGGUACGAGAAAAUGAUGGGCCGCAUACGGGAGCUGCAGAUGAAGCUGGAUGACUUUGAGAGGGUGAAGCUCAUUGGCAGGGGGGCCUUUGGUGAGGUCCAGCUGGUCCGCCACAGAGCUUCUCAGAAAGUCUACGCCAUGAAGCGGCUCAGUAAAUUUGAGAUGAUCAAGCGCUCUGACUCCGCCUUCUUCUGGGAAGAGCGCGAAAUCAUGGCCUUUUCUAACAGCCCAUGGGUUGUUCAGCUGUGCUGCGCCUUCCAAGACGACCGCCACCUCUACAUGGUGAUGGAGUACAUGCCCGGUGGCGACCUGGUCACGCUGAUGAGCAACUACGAUGUGCCUGAGGAAUGGGCCCAGUUCUACACGGCCGAGGUGGUCCUCGCGCUGGACGCCAUCCACUCCAUGGGUUUCAUCCACCGCGACGUCAAGCCUGACAACAUGUUGCUCGAUCGCACCGGACACCUCAAACUCGCCGACUUUGGCACCUGCCUCAAGAUGGACUCUACAGGCAUGGUGCGCUGCGGGACCGCUGUGGGCACCCCUGACUACAUCUCCCCCGAAGUGCUCAUGUCCCAGGAGAACAACAGCUGCUACGGGCGCGAGUGCGACUGGUGGGCUGUGGGUGUGUUCCUCUACGAGAUACUGGUUGGUGAAACACCGUUUUAUGCAGAAUCCCUCGUUGGGACUUAUGGCAAAAUCAUGAACCACAAAAACUCCCUCAGUUUCCCAGACGACAUUGAGGUAUCGAAGAACGCCAAAGACCUCAUCUGCGCCUUCCUAUCACACAGGGAGGUUCGUCUGGGGCGCAGCAGCGUGGAUGAGAUCAAGCAACACCCCUUCUUCGCCAACGAUCAGUGGACCUUUGACACCAUCAGAGACACGGUGGCGCCCGUGGUGUCGGAGCUCAGCAGCGACAUCGACACCAGCAACUUCGACGACAUUGAGGAUGAGAAAAGCCACGUGGAGACGUUUCCCACACCCAAGGCCUUCACGGGCAACCAGCUGCCGUUUGUGGGCUUCACCUACUUUCGGGAGGACCAGUUGCUAAGUGACAUUUGCCCCGGUGGUGUCAACAACCAACAUCAAACGCUGGCCAAACAGGAGUCAGAUGAUCUUCAGAAGAAGCUACAGAAUCUGGAAGAGCAACUUAAGAAUGAGAUGCAGGUUAAAGAUCAGCUGGAGAAUAAAAUCAGAACUUCAAAUAGCUGUCUUGAGAAGCUUUCAAAACAGCUGGAUGAAGAGAUGAACGGCAGGAGGAUCCUGGAGACCACGCUGUGCCAGCUGGAAAGGGAAAAGGCCCUGCUGCAGCACCAGAGUGUGGAGAACACCAGGAGGGCAGAGCAGGAGGCUGAGAAGAAGAGGAGCUUGGAGAAAGAAGUGAACAGCCUGCGCGAUCAACUGGAGGAUCUGAAAAAGAAGAGCGAGAGCUCCCAUGCGUCCAUUGAGAAGAACGUCCACUUGCAGAAGCAGCUGGAUGAGGCCACCGAGGCUCUGAAAGCCGGAGCUGAGGAGGCCUCGCGCCACCGAAAGGCUCAGGCCGAGAUGACCAAGCAGAUCCAGCAGCUGGAGACGAGUGUGAGGGACCUGCAGAAUAAGAACAGCACCUUGGAGAACAGCAAGCUGGAUCUGGGGAGGGAGCUCAUCAAUCUGCAGGAGACCCUGGAGAUGGAGAGGAGAGCCUGCAGUCAGGGCACAGAGGCGAUCGCUGACCUGCAAGGGCGCAUCUCUGGGCUGGAAGAGGAAGCCAAGGAGCUGAAAAGCACUUUGACAUAUGCCCAAGAGGAAAAGAGAGAGCUGCAGGAGAAGCUGGCGCACCUGGAAAAGGAGAAGAGCAGCCAGGAGAUCAACCUGACCUACAAGCUGAAGGUCCUGCAGCAAGACCUGGACCAGGAGCAGGCUGAGCAUAAAGCAGCAAAGGCCCGGCUGACUGACAGCAGCAAGAUCUACGAGUCCAUAGAAGAGGCCAAGUCCGAGGCUAUGAAGGAGAUGGAGCAGAAGCUCCAGGAGGAACGAGCACUGAAGCAGCAGUUGGAGAACAAACUGCUGGAGGUGGAGAAGCAAAGCUCCAUCCUAGACUGUGACUACAAGCAAGCACAACAACUGCUGGAGGACCUCAGCAGAACCAAAGAGAAACUCACUGAGGAGGUGAAGAACCUGAACCUGCAGAUAGAGCAGGAGUCUCAGAAGCGUAGUCAGAUGCAGAAAGAGCUGAAGACCCAGGGACAAGAGGUUAUUGCGCUGCAUACUUCCGAGAAGCAGCUGAAGCAGGAGCUCAACCACCUAUUGGACCUGAAGCAGAAUCUGCAGAAGCAGAACCAGGAUCUGCUGAUGGAACGGCAGAAUGCCGAAGGACAGAUCAAAGAGCUGCAGGAUCAGCUUGAGUCCGAGCACUAUUUCACGACCCUCUAUAAGACUCAGGUACGUGAGUUGAAGGAAGAGUGUGAGGAGAAGAACAAGCUGUACAAGGAUCUUCAGCAAAGACUACACGAGCUUCAGGAGGAGAGGGAUUCACUGGCCUCCGAACUGGAGGUGACCUUGACUAAGGCAGACUCUGAGCACCUGGCUAGGUCAAUUGCAGAGGAUCAGUACUCGGACCUGGAGAAGGAGAAGAUCAUGAAAGAGCUGGAACUCAAAGAGAUGAUGGCUCGGCACAAACAAGAGAUUGGGGAGAAAGAAGCCACAAUCAUCUCGCUGGAGGAGGCAAAUCGCACCCUGACAAGUGAUGUGGCCAAUCUGGCCAAUGAGAAAGAAGAGAUGAACAACAAGUUGAAGGAAACCUUGGAACAGCUACAGAGGUCUAAGGAGGAAGAGCGCCAUAUUAGUGCAAUGAAGAUCAGCUUUGAGAAGCAGCUGCAGAUUGAGCGAACGCUCAAGAUCCAGGCUGUGAAUAAACUGGCAGAGAUAAUGAACAGGAAGGAAGUGCGCGGUGUUCACCGUCACAGUGAUAUGGACAUUCACAGGAAGGAAAAGGAGAACAGAAAACUACAGCUGGAGCUUCGGUCAGAGAAGGAGAAAUUGAACGACAUCAUCAUCAAACACCAGAGAGAGAUUGAGGAACUGCAAGCGAUGGUUGCAGAAGAUAGCCAGCUGCGUAUGGAGAUGCAGAUGGCCCUGGCCAGCAAGGACAGUGACAUUGAGCAGCUGCGCUGUCAGCUGACCUCGCUCAGUGUCCACUCGCUGGACUCCACCAGCAUCAGCAGCGGACCAGACCUCGAUGCCGAAGAUGGCUACCCCGACUCAAGGCUAGAGGGCUGGUUGUCGCUUCCUCUGAAGAACACCAAGAGAUUUGGCUGGGAGAAAAAGUAUGUUGUGGUGAGCAGUAAGAAGAUCCUGUUUUAUGACAGUGAGCAGGACAAAGAGAAGUCCAAUCCCUCCAUGGUCCUGGACAUAGAUAAAUUAUUCCACGUGCGGCCAGUCACCCAGACAGAUGUGUACCGUGCCGAUGCCAGAGACAUCCCCCGGAUCUUCCAGAUUCUCUAUGCUAAUGAGGGAGAGUUCAAAAAGGACCAGGAGUUUCCUGCAGAGCCACUGUCAACAGGGGACAGGUCCAGCUAUAUUUGCCACAAGGGUCAUGAGUUUGUCCCCACACUCUACCACUUCCCCUCCAACUGUGAAGCCUGCACUAGGCCACUGUGGAACAUGUUCAAGCCCCCGGCCGCCUUGGAAUGUCGACGUUGCCACAUAAAGUGCCACAAAGACCACCUGGACCUGAAGGAGGAAGUCAUUGCACCGUGCAGGGUGAAUUAUGAUGUGUCGAUGGCUAAGAACCUGCUGCUGUUGGCCACGUCCCGGGAAGAGCAGCAGAAGUGGGUCGGCAAGCUCAUCAAGAAAAUUCCUAAGAAGCCCCCUGCUGCAGAACACACACCCCGCCCCUCGCAAUCCCUCUCGCCUCUGUCUCCUCGUCUUUCUCCACGAAACUCCCCCCGCCUAUCACAUCGCCCCGCUAUUAAAGGACAGUCUUCCAAAGCGUCACCCACCACCAAACCAAGUUAACAUCCUUUCCUGGUAUUGCAGCGCAUUGACAUCCAGAAUCCGGACUUUUUUUUUUUUUUUUUAGCAAGGCAUAACCAAAACAUAAAAAUGUGUGUUUUUCAGUUCUGGCUCACUCUAGUUUGCUAUCCAUGAUAAUCAUUUUUUGUUCUUCAGCACUUCCUAAUGUUCUUCGUAUAUGUUCAGGUUGUAGAAAAUUAUCAUACACAACCAUAAGUGAACUGAGAGAGGUGUUUAUGGAGCUAUAAUACGGAUGACCAAAGCACUGGUGAAACUGCUGAACCCACCACCCAACUGAAUAUAUCAUCUUUAUAACAAUGAGCUAAUGUUGCACUACUGCUACACUGACAUUCUGAAAGCACGGUAAUUUACCUUAAAUCUCAAGUAUAUGUGAGCGGAAGAAAACGUUGAUGAAAAGACACUAAAGACACUAAAACAAAGUUCUACAUAGUGAAGGUACUGAGGACACACAAGUUACAUCACUUCAGCAGAAUUUCUGUUGGUACUUUCUGCUUUCCACUGCACAUCAAAGCCAACCGGUCAUUUCCCUGUAAAUGUAACACGGUCUACUUUUUGCAGAAAAGAAAAAGUGGAAAUAUGGAUUUUUUUUUUUUUUUUUUCUUCCAAGCA